CGUUUCGUGCGUCAGGCGGAGUUGUUGCUAAUUGCUAAAAGAGUAGCGCUGCUGUAAAAUGUAAGCUGCGGUUCACGUUUUUAGGAUUUAUUUACGAGUAAAUGUGUUAUAUAUUUUAUUAGUGUAUGAUUGAACGUCAGAUUAUCUAAUAAUUCCAUUGAAAGACUGCUUCCAGUUGAGAAAACAUUCACAACAAGUUUGUGCGACUUGUUAUUUUGGCAAAAAUACACAAACUCGCCUUAACCUCGAGUUUGAAUCUCGUUUGCUGCUAGUUAACGCAAUGUCUGCUAAACAGCAUUGUUCGUGUUGCUCUAAUCCCGUCUCUGCUCAUCAGACGCUGGAGGAAAUGGAUUUUGAACGAGGUAUCUGGUCUGCUGCUAUGGAUGGAGACCUGGACAGGCUCAGGUCCCUUGUUCAGAAGGGCAUAGACCCAAAUUUAAGAGACUCUGCGGGGUAUACAGCUCUGCACUAUGGGAGCCGCAGUGGACAUCUUGCUGUAUGUGCAUUUCUUCUUGAGAAUGGUGCAUGUGCCUCGCCCCAAACACCAGGUGGGGCCACGCCACUCCUUCGAGCUGCUUACUGUGGUCACCUGGAUGUGGUCAGACUUCUUCUGCAACACAGAGCAGAUCCGAUGCUCUCUGAUGAUGAUGGUGCAUCCCCUUUACAUAAAGCUGCAGAACGGGGUCAUAAAGAGGUGUGUCUGCUGCUUCUUGAGCACUGUCCAGCGCUGUGCGGCCAGGUCAACAAGAGGCUCCAACUACCCCACCAGCUGACACAGCAGGGAUACUUGAAAGAGGUUUUGGAACCACCUCAGUGACGAUGUACCGGCUGUUUCAGAGCCAUGCUGUGUUCCUAAGAUUACACAAAUGUUGUGAUUUGGGAAACGUAACCAAUUGAACUCCAUUUGAGUCUGCGUUUCUUUCAUCUGGACCUGAUGUCACUGCCUAAUGAAACAUUUAAGGCUGCUGUAUUAUGGGAAAUAAGUUUUAACUUUCCAUUGAGUUGGAAAAGAUUAUCCAAAGCUCAGUUAAAGGAGAAUAAAACUUUGAUUACUAUAAACAGUCGGCAGAGUUGAACUGUUGAGUGGUAGACCUAAACAAAACACAAGAGUGUACAUAAUGGGACAAAAUCAUCUUUGUUUAAUUAUACUAAAGAAUACAUGUAGAGACCGACAAAAUAAAGUGAAUGUUCUCCUCUCAGCUAUAAAGCGGAGAUUUGCUUUGGAAGCUCAAACGAGUCGGUGUAAAUAAAAUAGAUUUAUUUCAGAGCACUGAUUCCUGGGAAUUGGGGCUUGGCGAUAUGGUCUAAAAUCAAUAUCACGAUAUAUUGAGGAUUUCACCUCGUUAACGAUAAAUAGACGAUAACUACAGGUAUGCGCAGAAGCAAAAGAUGUCUACUAGAUGGGGCUGUCACAUGUAUUGCGUUGAGUCACAUUGGCCUUGUUCAGUUGAGCAGCACCUCGCCUGGAAAAGAGACGAGAGCAGACGGACACAAAUCUAACUGGCAAGCACUUUACACCGAUCACCAGUGAUCUAAUCUGCGCAGAAACGGCUCAUCUUGAUCACGGCCAUUUUUACGUGCCUCAAGGUGGUACAGCUUCUUAAAGGGACACGAAGGUUGCCAACCUACACACUUUUUUUAAUUUUUUUAUUAUCAAAUAUAUUGACAUGGGAAAAAUUAUCUCGAUAAUAGUCAGAAAUUUCGAUAACGAUACAUUUUUGAUUUAUUGCCCAGCCCUAGUGGGAAUAAAACAAUAUAAAGAAAUAUUACUGGACACCACACCACAGGAAGAAUGAGAGUAACUAAUUUGAAAACUUGAAAGUGCAUCUUCUGAUGGACAUCAUACAUUAUCAGUGUGUUUUGCCCUUGUUCUGCCAUGCCACACUGACUUAAAAACAAACAGAAGAAGCAUGAGAGUUUAGCCUUUAGAGAAAAUGCAUCAGUCAGAAAGCAUGGCAAAAUAAGAGUGGAAGUGGAAUACUGUUUUUAUGUCAAUGACAUGUUUUCAUUGCUUUUUGAAACCAAAUGUUUAAAAUGUAUCUCAAGUUUACUUCCUUUGUAUUACUUGGAUAUUUCAAGCUACAGACAACUGUACACACCAACCUCCAGCUGCUGAUGGUUACACCAUGAACCAUUAAACACAAUAAAAUCUGUUCUUAUA
Nothobranchius furzeri (turquoise killifish) is the source of this 2161-nucleotide messenger RNA. It is a transcript of the gene ankrd39, whose product is annotated as ankyrin repeat domain 39. Gene Ontology annotation, molecular function: ubiquitin-protein transferase activity; protein binding. Lineage: Eukaryota; Metazoa; Chordata; Actinopteri; Cyprinodontiformes; Nothobranchiidae. Gene Ontology annotation, cellular component: BRCA1-BARD1 complex; BRCA1-A complex. Gene Ontology annotation, biological process: protein K6-linked ubiquitination. The record is from RefSeq and is a predicted model, not a curated record.